Molecule: messenger RNA, 1083 nt
Organism: Linnemannia hyalina
Lineage: Eukaryota; Fungi; Mortierellomycota; Mortierellomycetes; Mortierellales; Mortierellaceae
Source: the annotation of a GenBank genome assembly
AUGGCACCGCCAAAGACAUCAAUCUCCCAACCCCAGGACUCCCAUGUCGCCCUCAGCAACCUCCUCGCCUCCAGUACGGCCGCAUUAGCAUCCCGUCUCUGCACCCACCCUCUCGACACCGUCAAAACCCGGAUUCAGGUCUCAAACUCACCCCACCAGGGACUCAUUCCAACUUUUGUCGAACUAGUUCGAGCACGCGCUGUUUACCGUGGUCUACCCAUUGCUCUUGUCCUUAGUGUACCUGGGUUGUCGGUUUACUUGACUACCUAUGACCUUGCUAAGGACCGACUCUCGCGUCAAUUCAAGGGCUUUGGGACUGAUACGGUGCAUAAUCAUAUGCUGAGUGGUAUGAUCGCUGAGGUGUGCUCGGGACUCUUUUGGACGCCUAUGGAGAUUCUGAAGUCGAAGCAGCAAGUCGAGAACAUGUCCUCGGGAAAUUAUUCGUCAACAACUGCAGCGGGAGCGGCAGGAAGAUCGGCAUCGUCACCAGCUGCUUCCAACGUCUCGUCCUCAAUACCAUCAACGUCUUCAUCAACGUCUUCAUCAACAACAUCGACGAUACCAAAGUACACAUCAACAAUGAGUCUUGCUCGACAAAUCUAUCAGCAAGAAGGAUUUUUGGGAUUCUAUCGAGGAUACUUUAUCACACUGGGCGUCUUUGUGCCUUACUCGAUGAUCUACUUCGCCGCAUAUGAACAGCUCAAGGACAUGGCAUGGCGCAAGCUACACUCCAGUAAACGGGAUAAAAAUAACCGUCUGGCAGGACAGGACCCUCAGGAAGAACACGUACUGCCAUUUUUCGCAAUCAUGGGCUGCGCUGCAGUUGCGUGUGGAGUCGCGGCCGGGAUCUCGAAUAUUGUGGAUGUGGUCAAGACACGGUGGCAGACUUCGAUCUUGAGUACGACAGAGGAUACCUCGUCAACAAGGCGGAUAGCGACUCAAUUGUUUCGACAGGGAGGAUUUGCGAGUUUCACGAGAGGCAUGGGCGCCAGGAUCAUGUGGAUGGUGCCUAGUGUGACGAUAUCUAUGUCGACGUUUGAGUGGCUAAAAGCUCAUGGACUUGCUGGAGCAUUGGCGUCAUGA